This is a messenger RNA of Didymella exigua CBS 183.55, 1023 nucleotides long. RefSeq lists its product as uncharacterized. The record is from RefSeq and is a predicted model, not a curated record. The transcript has a single exon. The annotation marks the transcript as partial. Lineage: Eukaryota; Fungi; Ascomycota; Dothideomycetes; Pleosporales; Didymellaceae.
AAAUUUUUUGAGAUUUCUUUUCCAAGUCUCGCAUCAGAUUUUCCAAAUCCGCUCCACAAAUACAGCCAGAAUAUCUCACAAGUCUCGCAAUUUCACAACUUUUCUCGGCUGCUCACAACCAGCCACCACCAGAAAACAUUUUACCGAAUAUCUCUAGCGUACACCAUGUCUACCUACGCCCGUAUUGCGGUUGCAAAGCAGAAGAUUGCCGAGAGCAUCAAUCACCUCUGCGAGGACGGUCACCACGUGAUGGCUGAGCAAAUUCGCCAUGAAAAUGCCCUAGCUGCCUUCCGGCACCUUCCAAAAAUUGCAGGGUCGCCACCACAAGUUUACAGUCCAACUUCUGCACCACUACACAUAAAAGAACCUCCGAAGGUCUCCCGGUUACCGGCUUCUGCAGCACGUCUCCUGUCUACUCGUCAAUUCGAGGCGAUGAUGGACGUGCCGGUUCAUCGUACUGCGAGUACGUCCCGACUCACACCUACCGAGCAGUUUGAAAAGAUCUUGAGUGAUGAUUUGGAGAUCAAGACGAGGGCUGAAGUGAAGAGAGUGACUAGGUGGUACAAGCGGUGGUAGAAAUAUGAAUACCUUCAGGCAUCAGUUGUGGGCGCAGGGUCUGGCGGCUUAGCGGUGGUCUUGUCAUUGGGCACUGAAUACCUAACCAUGAGUCAAGGGCAACUUCAGACUCAUGAGUGGUUGAUGCACCUCCACUGAGGCGUAAUUUGGCGAUUGUGAAUCUUGAGCUUGAGAGGCACUCGGGUUCUCAUAAGGACCAGGGUGUGGCGUCUGAAAUCAACCGGCGUGUGACCAUCAUCUCUCAUCGCUGUACUCUUGCUUCUGCUUUGCCUCUGCAAUCUCGUUCUUUUCUUGUUUUUUAUCGGCGCUUCUCGCAUGCUCAGCAAGAUGGCCGACAUUGCACUCCAAACCAGCCCAUCGGACAGCAAGCUUCUCAGCGUUGCUGACUGGACGUAGUACUGGAAUCUACGGCUACGGUGUACUGCGGUAGGCAACAGUAAGCAGCGG